Molecule: messenger RNA, 2670 nt
Organism: Carlito syrichta (Philippine tarsier)
Lineage: Eukaryota; Metazoa; Chordata; Mammalia; Primates; Tarsiidae
Gene: PRDM4
Product: PR/SET domain 4
Exons: 11
Coding region: 259-2664 (801 amino acids)
Biological process (GO): cell fate commitment; regulation of transcription by RNA polymerase II; transcription by RNA polymerase II
Cellular component (GO): cytoplasm; nucleus
Molecular function (GO): RNA polymerase II cis-regulatory region sequence-specific DNA binding; DNA-binding transcription factor activity, RNA polymerase II-specific; histone deacetylase binding
Source: RefSeq, a predicted model, not a curated record
CAGGUCGGGCAGCCCCCCGCCUGAAGCUUCUGGAGGCAAGGCCCCUGUGUCCCUCGGCAUGCCCCAUCCCGCGGCGGGGUGCGCGGCCCUCGGCCCUCGGAAGAAGCUGGGCGGCCCCGGGCGGCCCCGGGGCCGAGCGGCCGCGUCGGUGCAGCGGUUGUGAGCAAGAUGCGGGAGCACGUGACCCUGGGACGCAGACCCUGAUGCCGGUUCCCCGCCACCCGAGCGCUCCCUUCUCUGACACUUGGCCCCACGCAGAUGCAUCACAGGAUGAAUGAAAUGAACCUGAGCCCAGUGGGGAUGGAGCAGCUGACUUCAUCCUCUGUGAGCAAUGCCUUGCCAGUCUCAGGAAGCCACCUGGGCUUGGCUGCAUCACCCACUCACAGUGCCAUCCCUGCCCCAGGCUUGCCAGUGGCAAUUCCAAACCUGGGUCCCUCCCUGAGCUCUCUGCCUUCUGCUUUGUCUCUGAUGCUUCCAAUGGGUAUUGGAGAUCGAGGGGUGAUGUGUGGAUUACCUGAAAGAAACUACACCCUUCCUCCCCCACCUUACCCUCACCUAGAGAGCAGUUACUUCAGAACCAUUCUACCUGGCAUUUUAUCUUAUUUAGCUGACAGGCCACCUCCUCAGUACAUCCACCCUAACUCUAUAAAUGUUGAUGGAAAUACAGCAUUAUCUAUUGCCAAUAACCCUUCAGCACUAGAUCCCUAUCAGUCCAAUGGAAAUGUUGGGUUAGAAACAGGCAUUGUUUCACUAGACUCUCGCUCUGUGAAUGCACAUGGUGCCCAAAGUCUUCAUCCCAGUGAUGGCCAUGAGGUGGCCUUGGACACAACAAUCACUAUGGAGAAUGUUUCUAGGGUUACCAGCCCAAUCUCUACAGAUGGAAUGGCAGAGGAGCUUACAAUGGAUGGCGUUGCAGGCGAGCAUUCCCAAAUCCCCAACGGCUCCAGAAGUCAUGAAUCUCUGUCUGUGGAUUCUGUGAGCAACAACUUGGCAGCAGACACUGUAGGACAUGGUGGUGUGAUACCCAUUCAUGGGAACGGCCUGGAGCUUCCUGUGGUCAUGGAGACAGACCACAUUGCAAGUCGGGUUAACGGGAUGUCUGACAGUGCUCUCAGUGACUCCAUCCACACUGUGGCCAUGAGCACCAACUCCGUAAGCGUGGCACUUUCUACCUCACACAGUCUUGCCUCCCUAGAAUCUGUUUCCCUCCAUGAAGUUGGCCUCAGCCUAGAACCUGUGGCUGUCUCCUCCAUCACCCAGGAGGUUGCUAUGGGAACAGGUCAUGUAGAUGUAUCUUCAGACAGCCUUUCUUUUGUACCACCUUCACUGCAAAUGGAAGACUCCAAUUCCAACAAGGAAAACAUGGCAACCUUGUUUACAAUUUGGUGCACUCUCUGUGACCGAGCCUAUCCCUCAGACUGCCCAGAUCAUGGACCAGUGACUUUUGUUCCUGACACUCCAAUAGAGAGCAGAGCAAGGCUUUCUCUCCCAAAGCAGCUUGUUCUCCGGCAGUCAAUUGUGGGAGCAGAAAUUGGUGUAUGGACUGGAGAAACUAUUCCCGUGCGGACUUGCUUUGGGCCUCUAAUUGGCCAGCAGAGUCACUCUAUGGAAGUAGCAGAAUGGACAGACAAGGCAGUUAACCAUAUCUGGAAGAUAUACCACAAUGGUGUCCUCGAAUUCUGUAUCAUUACAGCUGACGAAAAUGAAUGUAAUUGGAUGAUGUUUGUGCGCAAAGCCAGGAACCGGGAAGAGCAGAAUUUGGUGGCUUAUCCUCAUGAUGGAAAAAUAUUUUUCUGCACCUCUCAAGAUAUCCCUCCUGAAAAUGAACUACUUUUUUAUUAUAGUCGGGAUUAUGCUCAACAGAUUGGUGUUCCUGAACACCCAGAUGUGCACCUCUGUAACUGUGGCAAGGAGUGCAGUUCUUAUACAGAGUUCAAAGCCCAUUUGACCAGCCACAUCCAUAAUCAUCUUCCAAGCCAAGGUCACAGCAGCAGCCAUGGGCCAAGCCACAACAAAGAAAGAAAGUGGAAGUGCUCGAUGUGCCCCCAAGCUUUUAUCUCUCCUUCCAAACUUCAUGUUCACUUUAUGGGUCACAUGGGUAUGAAGCCCCACAAGUGUGAUUUCUGUAGCAAGGCUUUUAGUGACCCCAGCAACCUGCGGACCCACCUCAAGAUACAUACUGGUCAGAAGAACUACAGGUGUACGUUGUGUGACAAGUCAUUUACCCAAAAGGCUCAUCUGGAGUCCCACAUGGUUAUCCACACCGGUGAGAAGAAUCUCAAGUGUGAUUACUGUGACAAGUUAUUUAUGCGGAGGCAGGACCUCAAGCAGCAUGUGCUCAUCCACACACAAGAACGCCAGAUCAAGUGUCCCAAGUGUGAUAAGCUGUUCUUGAGAACUAAUCACUUAAAGAAGCAUCUCAAUUCUCAUGAAGGAAAACGAGAUUAUGUCUGUGAAAAAUGUACAAAGGCUUAUCUGACCAAAUAUCAUCUCACACGCCACCUAAAAACCUGCAAAGGGCCCACCUCCAGUUCAUCAGCACAAGAGGAGGAAGAAGAGGAUGACUCAGAGGAAGAAGAUCUAGCAGACUCUGUGGGGACAGAAGACUGUAGGAUUAACAGUGCUGUAUAUUCGGUGGAUGAGUCUCUCUCUGCACAUAAAUAAAAGCAA